Molecule: messenger RNA, 2981 nt
Organism: Limanda limanda (common dab)
Lineage: Eukaryota; Metazoa; Chordata; Actinopteri; Pleuronectiformes; Pleuronectidae
Gene: rnf141
Product: ring finger protein 141
Exons: 6
Coding region: 124-810 (228 amino acids)
Biological process (GO): protein autoubiquitination
Molecular function (GO): ubiquitin-protein transferase activity
Source: RefSeq, a predicted model, not a curated record
AACCCAAACAGAAGCCACAGCAGCAGAGCUGGUUUUGAACUUCUCCCUCUGGUGUUGACAGUUUGAACUGAAUGAGGUGCGGUCCUCUGCCUUUGCUGUUUUGUAAGUGCUGCUGCUGCCGGGAUGGGCCAGCAGAUCUCAGGUCAGUCGGUGAUGACCCGUCUGCCUGAGAAGCUGGUGAAACACGUCGGCCUGGUGCGUGACAGUGGCUACCUCAACUAUGAAGAGUUUUUGGGACGAGUGGCCGAGCUUAAUGACGUUACGGCCAAGCUUGCUGCCGGACAGCAGAAGCACCUGCUGUUUGAGGUGCAGCCAGGAUCUGAUGCAACAGCCUUGUGGAAGGUGGCCGUCAGGAUCGUGUGUACCAAGAUCAACAAGGAGAAUGGUUCGUUGGAAGCAUCGCGGAUCAUGAACCUGUACCAGUUCAUCCAGCUGUACCGUGACAUCACCAGCCAGGCUGCUGAGGUGCUGUCUGCAGAGGGCGCCAGCCAAGGCCCGUCUUGCCAGCUCCCUUCCACAGGCUCCUGCCAGGCCAGCAUGUGGAUGGGCAGAGUGAAGCAGCUGACUGAUGAGGAGGAGUGUUGUAUCUGCAUGGAUGGGAAGGCCGACCUCAUCCUGCCCUGUGCGCACAGCUUCUGUCAGAAGUGCAUUGAUAAAUGGAGUGGGCAGAGCCGAAACUGUCCGAUAUGCCGCCUGCAAGUGACUGCUGCCAAUGAAUCGUGGGUAAUGUCUGAUUUUCCCACAGAGGAUGACAUAGCUGGCUAUAUCCUCAACUUGGCUGAUGAGGCAGGCCACCCACACAGGCCUUAAAACACUGUACCAAUAAGAUCCUAGAUAAGGGACAUUGACCCGUAUCAAGGAGACUUCACUACACAAAAUGUCACUUUUUAAUGAGGCAGAGAUUUUUUUUCUCUUUAAUAGCUGGCAAUGCAGAGGAAGCCCCUUUGGUUCCCUAAUCUUUACGUUCUGACAGGUUUGGAACAUGAAACCAGUAACCAAUCAUUUAACGGGUUCCCUCUUUCCAGCAGACGUCUUUAAAAUUAAUCCGCAAAAUAUCCUAAAAAUGGCUCUUAUCUAACUGUAAAUCACCAGUAUUUUUCUAAAAAAUGUGGACACAAUUUAGUACUAAUUGAGGGAAAUGGAGAUGGUCUUGCUGGUGUUGUUGAGAUUUUGCUUGUUCUAUCUGUGAGGGAAAAUAAGAAAUAAUGUAGUAGGUAUGAAAAAAAUACUUCUAUCAACUGACUGAAAUAUAACUGUGAGGUCUCUGAAGUUUUAUCGCAUGUAGCGUUUUAUUUGUUUAUCAUCAUUCCUAUCGGUUUGAGACACAAAACUAAGAAAUUUCCAAAGCGGAUGGAAAGUACAGAUUAGCCGGAAUUUACCAUAUAUAUAUAUAUAUAUAUAUAUAUCAGCGAGGAAAGAAUACCCUGUUGAGCUUGACAAUAUAUAUAUAUAUAAAUUAUUCAAUCGAUCUAUGAUUCAUGGCCUUUGAAAGAUAAAUCCAAAUAUGGAUUUAUCUGUUUGUCUUUCUAGAUAACUGAGAUAGAGGAUAUUAGUUUUUUUAAGCAGGAAAUUGUGAUUUACAGCUAAAUGCCAGCUAAAUUGUAGAGCAUUUUGAGUAAAGUUUUCAGGAAAUUAGCUGUAAAAUAUAUUAUCCAUAAAAUAAUGUGUUAACACUCGACUCACUUAAAAUUCCAGGAUGCUAUUUGUAACCCAUGUAUUGUAGAUGUGGUGCUUUAUGUGAUAAUUUACAGUCUAAAGUGAAAAUUCUGUAUUUUCAGUAUAUUAUAAUAGAUAUAAUAAUCAAAUUUAACUCACAGAAUAACCAGGAGCACAGCUCUUACAGCUCAAAAAACAUUAGGUCCAGACAAACUAGACACUUUAAAAUAUGAAUGCUGAUCUGAGGUGAAGUUUUCAUGUUAAUAUCAUACAAAAGAGGUGAACUCAUAUCACCUCUCAUAUCAAGGGAGGGCUGAUGAAUAUGAUUCCUCGCAGAGAUUUGAUUGAAAUGUUUGAUACCACUCUUAUGUCUGUCUUUGGUUACCUGACAACAUCUCAGAGCCAAGAAAUAGUCUGGUCCACAACAUAAAACAGCCAACUGACAAGGUUCUAUUGUAAUUUUUAUAUGGAUGUGUUGAUAAGUGAGCUUUAGAGAUGCAGGCUGGAGCUGUCUGUGUAACUUACCAAUUUGAGAGUGGGGUCGAUCUUCUCAUCCGGCUCCAGCUGAUAACAAAUAAACAUGUUUCCUGAAAUGUAGAACUUUGGCUUCAUGUGCAAAUCUUAGACACUGACACGCAACUUUUUCCUCCAGAGUAUCUGGUCGAACAGUAAAGCCAAAUGUAUUUUGCACAUAUAAAACUGAUAUGUAGUCUGUGUUAUGUAACCCUGCAUGUUUAUACCCCAGAUGACACGCCGUAUAAGCUGUCAUGUGAACAUGUUAUAAACUGAUGCUCUGAUCCACCUCGGACCUGACUCUGGGUGCAAGACUUAUUAGUUUUACAUGAUUGUAAUAACUUGGCUAGCUGUACUGUCUUUUUUACUGCUGGAAUUAACCACUAAUUGUGAUUUUUGCUGUUCUCAUCUUUAAAUGUUUUAUAGUAUAUUUUUUCCAUUAAAUAAUUAUACAAUAUUAAGAUUAUUUUAUUGAAAGUGCUGGAGUAGUACUGUUUUUUCAUAUUUCCAAAGCUGUUUGUUUGCUUUGAUUUGGCAUGCCAUUAAUUCAGGAUUUAUUGAGACGGCCAGCUUUUAUUGACUCUGACCUCUUAUAGGAUCACAGUAAUGCAGAACAUUUUCUUUUCCAAAUGAGUGAAAUCACAGGAAGCACCUUUAGUAAAGUGGUUGUGAUUAAUGUGAAGUGGAUUCCAUGCUGAAGUAUUUGAAGAAAUGUGAAUAUGUAUCAACCUAAUUUGAAUAAGAUUCAUACAUUUAUGUUUUAAUAAAGUCUGAUGCUUUAUUUAAAGAUGUGGAAUAAAUAAUUGCUAAUA